Molecule: messenger RNA, 1135 nt
Organism: Prunus avium (sweet cherry)
Lineage: Eukaryota; Viridiplantae; Streptophyta; Magnoliopsida; Rosales; Rosaceae
Product: vesicle-associated membrane protein 721
Biological process (GO): vesicle-mediated transport
Cellular component (GO): membrane
Source: RefSeq, a predicted model, not a curated record
UCUUCUUCCAUACUUCUCUUUCUACUUUUUAAACCUCAUUAAACCCCCUUUACUUUCCCUUUUCUCUCUCUCUCUCUCUCCAAAAAGAGCCAAAACAAAACCAGUGUGGGAGAAGGCGCUUGACAGAUCACAGAGAGAAAGAAAGAGCGCUUCACACAAACAAAACCCAAAACUCCAAAACAAAAUCAAAAGGAGAAAAAAAAGGAAAAUACAAAACCUCUGUUCCUCUCUCUGAAACCAAAAGCUAAGCAAAGCAGAAGGUCUCAGAGGAAGGCUCAAAUCAAAUGGGGCAGAAGUCGCUGAUCUACGCGUUCGUAGCACGAGGCACUGUGAUUCUGGCAGAGUACACGGAAUUCAGCGGCAAUUUCAACUCCAUAGCGUUUCAGUGCCUCCAGAAGCUUCCCGCUACCAACAACAAGUUCACUUACAACUGCGAUGGCCACACCUUCAAUUACCUCGUCGACAAUGGCUACACGUAUUGUGUGGUUGCAGAUGAAUCAUCUGGAAGACAAGUACCUAUCGCUUUUCUGGAGCGUAUCAAAGAUGAUUUUGUUUCAAAAUAUGGUGGUGGAAAGGCUGCUACAGCCCCUGCCAACAGCCUUAACAAGGAAUUUGGGUCAAAAUUGAAGGAACAUAUGCAGUACUGUGUUGAUCAUCCUGAAGAAAUAAGCAAGCUUGCAAAGGUGAAGGCCCAGGUUUCAGAAGUUAAAGGUGUUAUGAUGGAGAAUAUUGAAAAGGUUUUAGAUAGAGGGGAAAAGAUAGAGCUUUUGGUCGACAAGACUGAGAACCUUCAUCAACAGGCACAGGACUUCAGAAAUGUUGGGACGAAAAUGCGGAGGAAGAUGUGGCUGCAGAACAUGAAGGUGAAGCUGAUUGUUUUGGGAAUCCUGAUCGCACUAAUCCUUGUCAUAAUCCUCUCCGUUUGCCAUGGUUUCAACUGUGGAAAAUGAGCUUCAAGAAAAGCUUUUGGUCCUGUCAAUCCAAACUUUUGCAAUUAUAUGUAGUAUUAUUAUAAGAGAAAGAUCAAGUCUGUCACAACUCUGUUUACAAAUAUGUGUCAAAAGGCGAAGACGUAUUUUUUGUGUGAAUGAAUGGAACUCCCUAUAUGAUGUUACUACCUAGUCGUAAGAAUGCU